GAACUGCAGCAUCGACCCCCGGCUCCCUCCACGCCGUCCCGACGACGCGCGAGGGCCGCGUUACGCCGGCUCCUCCCCCUCUGCCCGGGGGCUGUUCCAGGCGGGUCGUCUCAGGCCGGUACCCCGGCGCAAGCUACCCCGCCAUGGAGGGGGCUGUCCCCACUGCCGCAGCCGCCCACUACCAGCCGGCCAGCCCCCCGCGGGACGCCUGCGUCUACAACAGCUGCUACUGUGAAGAAAAUAUUUGGAAACUCUGUGAAUACAUCAAAAACCAUGACCAGUAUCCUUUAGAAGAGUGUUACGCUGUCUUCAUAUCUAAUGAGAGGAAGAUGAUACCUAUCUGGAAACAGCAGGCAAGACCUGGAGAUGGACCUGUGAUCUGGGAUUACCAUGUUGUCUUGCUUCAUGUUUCAAGUGGAGGACAGAGCUUCAUUUAUGAUCUCGACACCAUCCUGCCAUUUCCCUGUCCCUUUGACAUUUACGUAGAAGACGCCUUUAAGUCUGAUGAGGACAUCCAUCCACAGUUUAGAAGGAAAUUUAGAGUGAUCCGUGCAGAUUCAUAUUUGAAGAACUUUGCUUCUGACCGUUCUCACAUGAAAGAUUCCAGUGGGAACUGGAGAGAACCUCCUCCAUCCUAUCCGUGCAUUGAAACUGGAGAUUCCAAAAUGAACCUGAAUGAUUUCAUCAGCAUGGAUCCUGAGGUAGGGUGGGGAGCUGUCUACUCCCUGUCUGAAUUUGUGCAUCGGUUCGGCAGUCAGAACUACUGACAUCUGGAUGUAGAAGCGUGGAGAAAUUCUAGGACAUGAACCAUCCAUCCCUUUGUUGGGACAACAAACAUAAUGGUACCUUUGGCUUCGAAUUAUGUUUUCCUGUUCUAGUUCAGUUGAGUUGAAACAUGGGUGAACAGAAAAUAAAUAAAAACUUUCUGUUGAUAUGUCAGGUUAAAACUUGAUGUAGUGUGUGUUUGCUAAGGUACUCCUAUGGCUCAUUUGUUAAACCAUGUGAUGACUUACGCAGUAAUUGCUUUUGUUAUGAUAGAUGCGUGGACUUUGUGUCUGUUCUGGGUGUUUCGUUCUCUCCAGCUACACUGUAAGCUCCUUGAGGGUGAGGCUGUGGCUCACGGCUCUGUGAAUCUCUCAUGCCCGUUAUAAAAGUGCGCGUUAAAUAUUUGCUAGCGGUUGUGCUGCUGUCUGAAGAGGGCUGAUAACUGUGAGCUGAAUCAGCAAUAAGUAUUAGUCUUUUUGGACUAUUAUGUUCUUUAAAAAGAUUGCAGCCCUCUCAGGCUUGAGUGUUAUUUGGCCUAUUUAUAUAUGUUUUUAAAAUAAAAUUGAUGUAAAAUUCGUUUUGUUUUGAA
This is a messenger RNA of Equus quagga, 1354 nucleotides long. RefSeq names its product N-terminal glutamine amidase 1 (gene NTAQ1). Gene Ontology annotation, cellular component: cytosol; nucleus. The record is from RefSeq and is a predicted model, not a curated record. The transcript has 6 exons. Lineage: Eukaryota; Metazoa; Chordata; Mammalia; Perissodactyla; Equidae. Gene Ontology annotation, molecular function: protein-N-terminal glutamine amidohydrolase activity; protein-N-terminal asparagine amidohydrolase activity. The coding region runs from base 144 to 767 and encodes 207 amino acids.